Molecule: messenger RNA, 3097 nt
Organism: Epinephelus moara (kelp grouper)
Lineage: Eukaryota; Metazoa; Chordata; Actinopteri; Perciformes; Serranidae
Gene: dnttip2
Product: deoxynucleotidyltransferase, terminal, interacting protein 2
Exons: 7
Coding region: 26-2803 (925 amino acids)
Biological process (GO): RNA processing
Cellular component (GO): nucleolus
Molecular function (GO): RNA binding
Source: RefSeq, a predicted model, not a curated record
GGAAGUGAAGAAGCUAGCAUCCAAGAUGGUAGCCACCAGGAGAGGAGUACGCGUGUACUCCCCAACUAAAACAAACGCAGACCAGCCCUCUGAAGUCCCGGCCACUCCUUCCGCUGGUCGAAGAACCAGGAGCACUGCUAAACAUGCAGACAGUCCUACCCACCAUGCCCUGGUAGAGGCCAGCAGUCAGCUGGAAAAAAGCAAGGGAGGAGCCCCGGCAUCUCCACCCCCCUCCUCACUGAAAAGAUGCACCAGAGCUUCCAGGCUCCACAGUCCCGAGCAGCCAUGCACACCUGUGGGCUCCACCCACGAAGGAGACGUGUCAGAUGUGGAGUCCUGCUGCUCUGCGGUGUCCAACAUGGAACUACCAAUUACACGCAGCAGCCGGAGGAGGAGACAGCCCCGCACAGUGAGUCAGGAAGAUGAGGAGGUGUCUGAGGUGGAAUCAUGCUCCUCUGCAGUAUCUGCGACGAAAGGUAGCCAAAGUAGCCGCCGGAGCACAAGGAAGAAGACGAUUCCCAAAAGCCAGGAACCAGCUCAUGUUGAGGCAGAAGAUGUCAAGGUCGACUUGGUGCCGGAGACCGAGUCCUGCGGGUCUGUGGUGUCUGAAUCCCAGAGAGUCACCAGAAGUCAGAGAAAAACUACUCGCACUAGAUCAUCUGCCAAACAACAAACCGAGGACUCGGAGCUCUCAGAUGCUGGCAGCUGUUUAUCCAGCGUCUCAGGAGCUACGAGAUCCAGAAGGCAAACGGGUCCCAUCCCCAUCCACCUAGACGAAGUCUCAGAAGGCUCUCAAUCUCCCACCCCAAGAACUCGAAGGACCCGGGCAGCGACAGGGAAGGCCGCAGCUACCGUGGAUGUCAGCGAGACCCCUUCUUGUGACUCUGACGGGUUUGAGUCGGGACCCACGUACAGUAGGAUGACUAGACAGGGAAGGACUCAAUCCACAGGUCCCAAAGCCGUGGACUCUGACUCCGAGCUGACUGACGUGCAUUCUCCGAUGGGCAGCCCCUGCUCCACACGAAGCAAAGGGACUCCCUGCAGCAGCCGCACAGGCUCAGGGAGCAGCGCUCGAGGUACUCGCACCACCAGGCAGUCAGUCAGGGACUGUAGCAUUGUUCUUGAAAAAGCAGAGGAGGAUAUUUCUUUAAAUGAUUCCAGGUUAGAAAGUACAGUGAUCGCUGAGGACGCAGACUGCACACUGCUGGACGAAGAUGAGAAUCAAACAUUGGAAGAAAAAGAGAAAGAAGGUGUGAGUAGUACUGAUCUCACUUCAAAUGAGGCCGACACAGUGACUGUGGAGAAGGGAGUGAUUGUCAUUUCAGAAAUAGACUCACCCCAUGGGUCUCCCCUGGUGUCAGGCACUCCUGGAUGUGCAGAUGAAGCUGUUGCUGAACCUGCAGUGACUGUGAAAUACCAGCAGGAGGAGCCGCAUGCUGAAAAUAAGGACGGGGCCACCUCAGAGAUGGAGAUGAUGCAGGAAACAAUCCCACCAUCAGAGCCGUUACAGCCUUGCCAAUCAGUUACAGUAACAGUAUGUGAGAGUGCCCCUGAAAUCACAGAGGAGACUGAAGAGAAGGAUGAAGUUAUGGAAGUAGAUGCUGUGGACACCCACUCAUCACAGGCAGACGAGGCUGUGGAUGAGGAUGCUGUUGUGGAAACCGGGCCCAGUGAGGAGGAGAAAAUGGAAGCCAGCACAUUGCAUACAGACGCUCAGCAGGUGGUUGACUCCGCUGAGGUUCAAGUUGAGUCCAUUCAGGUGACGUCCAGCCAGCAGCCCAACAUCUCAAUAGAUUCUGCCCCUGAGCAGCAACCAAAAGACAUCAUCAUCCAGAAAACAAAGGUUAUCAGCCUGCUGGAGAGCAGCGAGGAUGAAGAUGAAGAUGUUGAAGUUUCUGGAGAGGAGGAAGAGGAGGAAGAAGAGGAAGAAGAGGAUUUGGAGAACCAGGCAGAGGAGAGAGCAGGACCCUCCCAGAUGUGUGAACCAGCAGCUGCAUCAGUUGAUGGACUGUUUAUGAUUGACACGCGGCCCGGACAGGAAUCUGAUGAGCUGUAUUAUAAGGAGAGGCCAACAGAGGAGGAGGAGAAAGCCUCAAAGGAACAGGAGGAGCAAGACGAGGAGUUUGUGGAUGAGGAGGGGGACGAUGACGAUGACGAAGAGGCAGAAAUCCUCUACUCAAGGAGAGAUCCUCAGUCGAAAGAGUUGUCCAGCCGUAUUGACCCUGGCAUCAGAGUGAAGGAGCUCGGGGGUUUAUACAUCAAUUUUGAUGGCAGCAAAUCAAAACCUGUCUCCAGUUCGCUGCAAAAACUAAAGGAAAAGAGGAUCCAAGAUGAGGUGAUGAAGAAGAGUGUGAUGGGACCAGACUUUGAAAAGAAGGAUGCUGUGCCUCCGUACAGUGAAUCCAAACAAGCCUUAAAGUUAAAACACAGAGCGGAGAGGGCAAAAUCAACAGGAGAUGGUUGGUUCAAUAUGAAAGCCCCCGAGAUCACUCAGGAGCUGAAAGGAGAUCUCCAAGUCCUAAAGAUGAGAGGUUCCAUGGAUCCCAAGAGGUUCUACAAGAAGAACGACAGAGAUGGCUUUCCCAAAUAUUUUCAGGUUGGCACAGUGGUGGACAGCGCAGUUGACUUCUAUCAUUCCCGUAUUCCCAAGAAGGAGAGGAAGAGAACCAUGGUGGAGGAGCUGCUGUCUGAUGCUGAGUUCAGACAGAAAAACAAAAAGAAGUUCCAGCACAUAGUGGCAGAGAAGGCAGCACAAGGAGCUGGCAAGAGGAACAAGAAAAAGAAUAAAUUCCAUAAGAAGUAAAUCUGAAGACUUCAUGUGAUGAGCACUGACUGAGUGGCUUUUCAUAGAUACUGAUAUUAUAGACUGCUGGACUUGGAUUCUUGAAUCAUAUCAAAAAUAGUCAUGUUUUGUACAGUUACCAGGGACGUGUACCUGCUCACACUGACAAGAAGUGUCUUUUUAACCUUCCAAAGAUUUUGCUGCACAGUAAUCAGUCUUUUUAAAUAUACAUGAAUCAGAUUAAUGUAACAGUACUUUUGACUGGCACCGAUGUCUGUAAAGCAUCUUGUAAAUUAAACUCAUCACAUCCUUAAA